Messenger RNA from Drosophila pseudoobscura, 4063 nucleotides. RefSeq names its product Protein interacting with Ttk69 and Sin3A (gene Pits). The coding region runs from base 1575 to 3395 and encodes 606 amino acids. The record is from RefSeq and is a predicted model, not a curated record. Gene Ontology annotation, molecular function: transcription corepressor activity. Gene Ontology annotation, cellular component: nucleus. Gene Ontology annotation, biological process: regulation of transcription by RNA polymerase II. The transcript is spliced from 4 exons. NCBI's taxonomy places the organism in Eukaryota, Metazoa, Arthropoda, Insecta, Diptera, Drosophilidae.
UAUGGACCAGACUUAUGUGCCGAGAAAACGAGCAACAUUGUCCCACAACAUGGGCACGGAAUGUACCCUACGAUAUUAUAGAAUUUUGUCAUCCCAGGCUCCAAGAACGGCCUUGCAGCCCCAAAAUUACAAAUAUAGAGUGGCUAAAAUCAAAGUAAGCACUCGACAAGCGCGGUUGGUGAGCAAGCGCGUCGUCAAGAAAAUAAAUAAAAUAAGUUGAAAAGUUGACAACGUACUAACGUAUUUAUUUCGUAUCUUGUAUUUGAGAAAAGCAAACGUUUGUUUUUUGCCGACCAACUCUCGCGAACAUGACUGAACGUGCCGCCGCGGACGAGGAAACAACGGAAAAAAUAGUGUCGCAUGAAUUCAGAAAAGUUCAUUGAUAUACCCCACAAAAAUAUCCAAACAAAAUAUCGCCUACAAAUAUCAAGCAAAUGUAUAUAUCAACAUUCGAUGUAUACCUACCGCGCACAACGCAACAACAGAAAAUAACGCUCUUUUUAGCAAUUGAUUUUUUGUUGGAAAGAAAUAAAUAAAAUAAUUAAUAAGUGCGUCAAGUUGAGUACGUUCUCCGGAAUUUGGUUCGAUUGGUUCCUCCACGUUUUUUGGCGUCGUCGGCUGUACGUGUCUAUCUCUCUCUCUCUCUCUCCCUCUCUAUCUGCCCUGCUCCGCAUGCAAGCGCAACGAAACGAACAAGAAACAGAAAACGUAAACGCGUUCGUACACAUCUGCAUGUGCGCGACUGUGUUGGUGUAUAUGCGCGCGCGCGUUCAUGUGUGUGUGUGUGUUAGUGCCGCAGCGCAAUAGAAAAAAUCAAAUGAAAAAAUGAGACAAGAGAAGAGAGCAGCCCGCAACCGAAGUCCCCCCAAAAGAAUUGUUUUUCCAUUAUUUUUUCUGUGUGGUGCUAAAUAAAAUACACAACAAUAUAAACAAACAAAAAAAGCGUAAAAAGUUACUGAAAAACAACUGUAAAGUAAUGGCCGUGUGUGUGAUGGCCUGGCCCAUGUACGUGUGCGUGUGCGAAAAUCAAUAACAAAAGGCAAAGCACGAAAACAUACAAGAAACCAGUGAGUGAGCGGUGUGUGUGUGUGUGUGUGUGUGUUUGUGCGUUGGGGAUAAAGGGGGAUAAAAUGAACAAGCAGCCGCCCGUGUGUCCAAGAGCAAUGCGUCGCCGGUUCCAGUUCAAAUCCGAAUCCGAAUCUUUGCAACGUCAAUUUUUAAACAUUCGCAUUCGCAUCGAAACCAAUUGAGAAAACGCUAACCAAAAGAAAACGAAGCCAAAAGAAGGAGGAUAGAACAGAACAGAACAACCCCAGAAGAAGAACAGUUAGUGAGAGGAGCAACAGCAGCAGCGACGCCAACGCCAACGCCGACGCCAAAAGUAGGGCGACUUGCGCGCGUAAAUUUGGGUCGUCGACUGCAACUGCAGCAGCAGAGGCAGAAGCAGCAGAGGCAGCAGCAGCACAGCCCAGUGUGCAUUCCAUUGGCGGAUUUCCAGUGUUCCAUCGCAUCGCCCCCGCAACGCAACGCAACGCAACCCCCUCCCUCCUCUCUUCAAUCAAAAUCAUUGCAAAAUGUCGCUGCAAACGAAACGACAGCACUGUUACCUAUGUGACCUGCCCCGCAUGCCCUGGGCUAUGAUCAAUGACUUCACGGAGGCGGUGUGCCGCGGCUGCGUCAACUAUGAGGGCGCCGACCGCAUUGAGGUGGUGCUGGACGCCGCCCGCCAGAUGAAGCGCCUCCAUCCGAGCAGCAAGCGGGCGCACGAGAACGGCGAAGUGGUCGUCCUCCAGCAGCAACAACAGCAGGCAGUAGCUGGUCUCCAGCAGGUGCCAGGAUCGCACCGUGGAGCGCCAAGCAGCAGUGCCGUAGGACCUGGUCCCUCCGGCGCCCCCGGUGGACCCCUCUCGCUGGGCAGCUCCACGGCACUGGGUGCAGUCGCCGCCGCUGCGGCAGCGGCCCACCAUCAUCAUGCCGCCGUCGCGGCCGCCUACCAGAUGCCCGUGCCACGGAUCGGACCUCCGUCGCAGCAGACCACCAGCCUAAUGGACUAUCCAGUCAAGUUGGAGGCGUCGCCGCAUGACGGGGCCGGCGGCGUUCGACCCGUUCGCAUCUCCCACAUGACGCCCCACCAUAUGCCGCCCAACUCGGCCCAGAGGGCCGCCUCCGUGGCCCAGCAGCAACAGCAGCAGCAGCAACAACAGCAACAACAACAGCAGCAACAGUCCGGUGGGGGCGGGGGCAUGGCCGGCGGUGGAGCCGGCAGUGGACCCACGCUACCGCCCGCCCUUUCCGUCAAUCUGAAGCGCCCCUCCUCCGAGGAUGUGGACGAUCAGCAACAGCCGCAUGGCCCCCACGCCGUGGUCCCAUCGGAUGCGGCUGGUCCACCCGGCGUCAAGAGAAGCGCCCUCGACGAUCCCAACGGCGUGCGGCCGCCCCUCACACGCGGCGAAUCACUGCCCGCCGCCGUCAGCUACGUACCGGAGCGGCAGCUCAAUUUGCGGGACAAGCAGCAGCCGGUGCGGGCGCCCAGCUUCGAUGCUUCGACCUUCAAAGCAGGCGAGCACCUGUCCCCGGCCAGUCGACGCAAUGGAUCUAGCCCGCCCUCGGGACCGCUGCCCCCACGUAGCGUACACUCGCCGAAUAGUUCGGGCUCCUCGUCGGGUCGGCGAUCGUCGGGCUCCCGGCAUGUGUCCAGCACAACCGUCACAAGCACAGAGGUGGGUGGUGCGAAUGCCGGGCAGGCGGCCGUAUCCGGCGGACUGGGCAGUGGCAGCGGAGGAGUAGCCGGCUCUUUGGGGGUGCCGGGCGGCGCCAGCAACUCUCAGCUGUCCGGUGGCAGUGCCACACCUGGCAACGGGGGCGGACCCUCAUCAAUGCCACCCGGUGCGGGGGCCGGCGACGGCAGCACGGCCGGGGGCAGUAAUGGAGGCACCGGCAUCGGCGGCGGCGGCGGUCCGUCCGGCAGCAAUGGCAGCGGAGCCGUGAACCCUGGCCCCGGGAGCAGUGGCAGUCAAGGCACGCCAGGCAUGGGCAGCGGCGGAGGUGCUGGUGCCGGUAUCAGUGGGGCGCCGGGCGGCAGUGCAGCAUCAAAUUCGGCAGCGGCGGCAGCGGCUGCGGCCGCCCAGAAUGCCACGCUCAAGUGCACCCUGUGCCAGGAGCGGCUCGAGGACACGCACUUUGUCCAGUGUCCGUCGGUGAAUCAUCACAAGUUCUGUUUCCCCUGCAGCCGCGAGAGCAUUAAGCGGCAGAAUGGACUGGGCAACGAGGUGUACUGUCCGAGUGGAGACCGCUGUCCGCUAGCCAACUCCACCAUACCGUGGGCGUUCAUGCAAGGCGAGAUCACCACCAUACUGGGCGAGGAGGUGAAGGUGAAGAAGGAGCGCGAGUCUUAAUGUCCGUUUUACUGUAAAAAGCUGCGCAGAGCUUUGGAGCACUUUUGAGAGAGUUGUGUUUGUGUGUGUGUGAUCUCUCUAUAUCUUUCUCUGUAUACCUCUCUCUCGCACACUCACACGCCAAAACUCUCUCUCUCUAUUGCACACGCCGCUCUCCCGCUGGAGUCAGUUUGUGUGGGUAUGUGAGGGGAGGGCUGGAGAGGAGGCGACAUUUUUUUUGUGGCAACCGCAGCCAGUGACUGCGGCGGCGGUAAUGUUAACGGCAGGAGAAGCAGCCAGCGUUAAAAGCUAUCUCUCUCUCUGUCGAAGACGACCGACCGACCGAUAGAUCGGUCGUCCGACCGAUCAAUCAACAACAAUAAUUUUGUAGGCAGCAAAGAACUGCUGGGGCAUGCCCCACCAUAUGGUGGGGGAUCCCAAAAAAAAAAAAGCAAAAACAAAAUAAAACAAAAAAUUGAAUCAAAGCAAAAGCGCAAGCAGAAGCGGAAACGGAAGCGUUAGAACGUGAAAAGAGAACACCAACACCAACACCAACAACAUAAACAACAACAAAAACACCAACAACCAACGAUAAGAUGAAACAUUUUUGUAGCAUACUUAUGGGAGGAAGGAAGGAAAUGGAGCAGAGAAGCAGAAGAGGAGGAAGGCCCCGAGAAGCGAGAGAAAAA